CCACAUUGCGGCAGGAUCCCCAGUUGCCAGCAUCUGAGCCCCCACGCGGUGAGGGGUCGGACACAUCAAGAGAUUGGAUGUUUGUCCAAGGCCGCACAGACUGUAGCAGCCGUCAGCUGUGCCCCUGAAGCCCAUAGACUCCACAGACCCCACAGACCCCACCUGAGAUGUCUUCUUUUGCUUGCUGGAGCCUGUCUCUUCUUAUCCUGUUCUACAGCCCAGGGUCUGGUGAGAAGGCCUUUGAGGUCUACAUAUGGUCCGAGAAGCAGAUAGUAGAAGCCACAGAGUCUUGGAAAAUCAACUGCAGCACCAGCUGUGCGGCCCCAGACGUGGGUGGCCUGGAGACGCCCACGAAUAAGAUUAUAUUGGAUGAGCACCCUCAAGGGAAGUGGAAGCAGUUCUUAGUCUCCAACGUCUCCAAAGACACGGUCUUCCUCUGCCAUUUCACCUGUUCGGGAAAGCAGCAGUCGGACAGUCUCAACAUCAGGGUGUACCAGCCUCCAGCUCAAGUCACCCUGAAGCUGCAGCCGCCUCGGGUGCUUGUGGGUGAAGACUUCACCAUCGAGUGCACGGUGUCCCCUGUGAAGCCCCUUGAGAGACUCACCCUCUCUCUGCUCCGUGGCAGAGAGACCCUGAAGAAUCAGACCUUUGGGGGAGCAGAAACUGUCCCCCAAGAGGCCACAGCCACGUUCAACAGCACAGCUCUGAAAAAGGACGGUCUUAACUUUUCCUGCCAGGCUGAGCUGGAUCUACGGCCCCAUGGUGGGUAUAUCAUCCGCAGCAUCUCGGAGUACCAGAUCCUUGAAGUCUAUGCACUGGCACAGAAGACGGACAGGCACCUACAGGGUGCUAGCUGCCUGGAGGAGGCUGCCCCGAGCCUUGCGGGCACGUCCCGAGUGAGCCGACGUUGCCAGGCCCCUGGUGGUUUCCAGAACUCAACAUGGCACCUUCAAGGUGUGGUUCAGCACUGGCUGAAGGACUGUGGCAGCAGCAGAAAAUGCUGGGGACAUUUCCUCUCCUUUUCAGCCUCAAUACAAACACCUGGAUUUCACCCUGUGCCUGCCAUGACUGCUCCGGGGAUAACAGUUAAGACCUAUGCCAGGGAAGGUACUAAGUGCCUCCUGUUUACAACCAGUGUCUCUUCAGCUCUUCCCACCCCUUGCUCUUUCCCAGGGCUUUCUGGAGGCUCUGCAUCCCAGACCCCAGACAUCUACCCACACCAUUUAGGAGCAAAUUAUUUCCUCCUGAGGUCCCAUAAGGUGAAGGACAUUCUGUUCACACCUGACCCUGGGGACCUCAUGCUGCUCCUGGUUGAAUCAGGACACAGCCCUGACUCUCCUUUCUGCCAACACUAAGAGGAGGCUCAAGGGAGCUGAAUCCGCUGCAGGGGCCUCCUGAUCUGGGUCCCUCUCCAUCCAUGCUGCCCUCUGGGACUCUUAAGGAGUUUGGAGAUGUGAGCGAUCCUUUUCUCUCUUCCCCUAUUUCAGGCCUAGGGAUGAAGACACAACAGCCUUCAUCAUCCCAGAGAGAGGCAGAGACCAGCUGGGCUCU
This is a messenger RNA of Mus caroli (Ryukyu mouse), 1551 nucleotides long. It is a transcript of the gene Icam2, whose product is annotated as intercellular adhesion molecule 2. Gene Ontology annotation, cellular component: plasma membrane. Gene Ontology annotation, molecular function: integrin binding. The record is from RefSeq and is a predicted model, not a curated record. Lineage: Eukaryota; Metazoa; Chordata; Mammalia; Rodentia; Muridae. Gene Ontology annotation, biological process: cell-cell adhesion.